This is a messenger RNA of Molossus molossus (Pallas's mastiff bat), 2342 nucleotides long. It is a transcript of the gene KLHL11, whose product is annotated as kelch like family member 11. Bases 20 to 2146 code for a protein of 708 amino acids. NCBI's taxonomy places the organism in Eukaryota, Metazoa, Chordata, Mammalia, Chiroptera, Molossidae. The transcript is spliced from 2 exons. Gene Ontology annotation, molecular function: protein binding. The record is from RefSeq and is a predicted model, not a curated record.
CCGGCGCUGCGGCGUCAAGAUGGCGGCUGCGGCAGUAGCGGCGGCGGCCGCAGCGGCCGCGGCUGCAUCUCUGCAGGUACUCGAGAUGGAGAGCAUGGAGACGGCCGCCGCCGGCUCGGCGGGGCUGGCUGCCGAAGUCAGGGGCAGCGGGACGGUGGACUUCGGGCCUGGGCCUGGCUUAUCUGCCAUGGAGGCGAGCGGGGGCGAUCCAGGCCCAGAAGCCGAGGAUUUCGAGUGCAGCUCGCACUGCUCGGAGCUGUCGUGGAGGCAGAACGAGCAGCGCCGCCAGGGCCUCUUCUGCGACAUUACCUUGUGCUUCGGCGGUGCCGGAGGCCGCGAGUUCCGGGCCCACCGCUCGGUGCUGGCCGCCGCCACCGAGUACUUCACUCCCCUGCUCUCCGGCCAGUUCUCCGAGUCCCGCUCCGGCCGGGUGGAGAUGCGCAAGUGGAGCUCCGAGCCCGGGCCCGAACCCGACACAGUGGAAGCCGUUAUCGAAUAUAUGUACACCGGGCGCAUCCGCGUCAGCACGGGUAGUGUGCACGAGGUGCUGGAGUUGGCCGACAGGUUCCUAUUAAUUCGUUUAAAGGAAUUUUGUGGAGAAUUUCUCAAGAAAAAGCUUCAUCUCUCUAAUUGCGUGGCCAUUCAUAGCUUAGCUCACAUGUAUACCCUGAGCCAACUUGCUCUGAAAGCUGCUGAUAUGAUACGGAGAAAUUUCCACAAAGUAAUUCAGGAUGAGGAAUUUUAUACUUUACCUUUCCAUCUUAUUCGAGACUGGCUGUCAGAUUUGGAAAUUACGGUCGAUUCUGAAGAGGUUCUUUUUGAAACAGUUUUGAAGUGGGUUCAGAGAAAUGCUGAAGAGAGGGAGAGAUACUUCGAAGAACUUUUUAAAUUGCUCAGAUUGUCCCAGAUGAAACCUACUUACCUUACUCGACAUGUCAAACCAGAGAGGCUGGUGGCUAACAAUGAAGUUUGUGUCAAGUUAGUGGCUGAUGCAGUGGAGAGGCAUGCUCUAAGAGCUGAGAACAUACAGUCAGGCACAUUCCAGCACCCCGCUUCUCAUGUCUCGUUAUUACCUCGCUAUGGGCAAAACAUGGACGUGAUCAUGGUCAUUGGAGGCGUGUCAGAAGGAGGGGACUAUUUAAGUGAAUGUGUGGGAUAUUUUGUUGAUGAGGACAGAUGGGUAAACCUGCCCCAUAUUCAUAAUCACCUGGAUGGACAUGCAGUUGCAGUAACAGAAUCCCAUGUGUAUGUUGCUGGAUCAAUGGAACCAGGGUUUGCUAAAACUGUGGAAAGAUAUAACCCAAAUUUUAAUAUAUGGGAACAUGUUUGUAGUCUGAUGACAAGGAAGCAUUCUUUUGGGCUAACACAAGUCAAAGGGAAGCUCUAUAGUAUUGGAGGACAUGGCAACUUUAGUCCUGGCUUUAAAGAUGUUACUGUUUAUAAUCCCGAGAUUGAUAAGUGGCACAACUUGGAAUCAGCACCAAAGAUUCUUCGAGAUGUCAAAGCACUAGCCAUUGAAGACCGGUUUGUGUACAUUGCUGCUCGCACUCCUGUGGACCGGGACACUGAAGAUGGAUUAAAGGCUGUAAUUACUUGCUAUGAUACAGAGACUCGACAGUGGCAAGAUGUGAAAUCUUUGCCACUUAUUGACAACUACUGCUUUUUCCAAAUGUCCGUGGUCAAUUCAAACUUUUAUCAGACAGCAUCAUGCUGCCCUAAGAGUUAUUCUCUAGAAAAUGAAGAGGCAGUCAGAAAAAUUGCCAGCCAAGUUUCUGAUGAGAUCCUUGAAAGCUUACCUCCAGAAGUCCUAAGCAUCGAAGGAGCAGCCAUUUGCUACUACAAAGAUGAUGUUUUCAUUAUUGGAGGCUGGAAAAACAGUGAUGAUAUUGACAAGCAGUAUCGGAAAGAAGCCUACCGAUAUUGUGCUGAGAGAAAAAGGUGGAUGCUGCUUCCUCCCAUGCCGCAGCCUCGUUGUAGAGCCACUGCUUGCCAUGUGAGAAUCCCUUACCGGUACUUGCAUGGCACACAGAGAUAUCCUAUGCCUCAAAACUUAAUGUGGCAGAAGGACCGGAUCAGACAGAUGCAAGAAAUACAUCGGCAUGCCCUAAACAUGCGGCGAGUGCCAAGCUCUCAGAUCGAAUGCUAGGUUCUGUAAUACAUGCAGCUUAAUACAGUUAUACCUGUUUUAUGGAGCUGAAGAUAUCCAGACUGUUACUUGAAAAAGUAUGUCGAUAACUUAUUUUCUACCUGAGUUGAUUAUUGCCCCCUAUAAAGGAAAUAUAGUUAAAAACGGAAGACUGGGAAACUCAAUUCAGUACGUGGUAAUUUUUGUUAGCUUGCAA